UGCAACAACACAAUGAUUUUUCUUUGUCUGACUACAAGUGAGCCAUCUCCACUUUAACCAACCACAAGUGAGCCCACCCAUUUAGCUCUCUCACACCUCUCUCUGUCUCGCAAGUUUAUUACUCUUUGAAGUUACAUCCUCUCACAACGUCUUGGGGACAUUUCCACACAGAAACAUCUUUCAGUGAGCAUCGUCGGUAUGUCCACGGCUGUAUAUCCCUCUGUGUAUGUGGUGGACACCCAUGCCAAUCGCCCUCCAGUGCCACCCAGGCUGAGCCAGAAAGCACAGCGAGCCAGGCCAGUGCAGACCCUGCUGAUCCUGCUGGUGAGCUUGGCCUUGUUCGGCAUGGCCAUAGAAGCUUGCUUCAUCUAUCAUCUCUAUCAACCUGCCGGAUCUGACACCUCAGCAUCGUCCUCUAUGCUCAUUGGAGGUAAAGACGUUAGCUCUACUACUGAUAUUCCCAGUCUUGUUAUUCCUCCUUCCAAACCGGUUGCACAUCUGACAGAUGGAUCAGAUGUAGUCCAUGGAAAGACUAUCAUGGCAUGGAGCAUGGAGGCAGACCCUCUCCUCCAUGAAAUGGACUACAAAAACCAGAGUCUAAUCAUUCAGAAGGAGGGGUAUUACUAUGUCUAUUCCAAGGUUUCCUUCUUAGACACUGAUUUUUUUAACCAUUCUAUUCAUCGGAAAACCGAACGGUAUGUUGGGAAAAGCAUUCCUCUCCUGUUGUCCAAAAAACACACUGACAAGCCCAGGAAAAAUCGAUCCAACAGUUAUCUCGGUGGAGUGUUUCACCUAACAGAAAAUGACGGCAUUUAUGUAGAAGUGAGUGAUACCACAAAUAUUGUGAAACACAAACCCAUUGAGAAUGUCUUCGGUGCAUAUAUGAUAUAAAUACCACACUGAUAUCUCACCAUGAAUCUGAACUCUUGAAAAACAGUUAACACAGGGAUAAUGAUUCAUAAGGUAAAAGUAGGUUGGUAAAGAGAAAGAUUUGUAAACCUUUCUGAGCCUCUUUGAGUAAUAUGUGGGGUCAUGACUGUGCUGGUUUCCUUGCUGGGGGUUGAAGCUGUUUUAUUUUUAAACAUGAUUCACAAUUAUUUUCUUAUCAGGGAUUUUUUAUAUGCUUAUGUUAUGCUUAUUUUAUAUUACUUUAUUUCAAAUGGUAUCGUCUGAAUGUUACCAAAUGACUUGGAUGUCAUAGGUACAAAAGAAAAAAGUGUUACUGAUCUUACUUUUGCUUAAUAGAAAUGUACUGUAUGUGUCAAGUUAAUGCUGAAACUAAACACAUAGAAACUGUCUACUUUCUGUAACGCAUACUGCACAUUAUUUAUUUAUCCCUUCAGUGGUGAUAUGAAUGACAUCAUUUCUGCUGUAUAUACCUAUGUCAAAUAAUGUAUACGACAUUUUAAAAUAAAAAGAUAAUGAUUUAAAA
Messenger RNA from Eleginops maclovinus (Patagonian blennie), 1432 nucleotides. RefSeq names its product TNF superfamily member 14 (gene tnfsf14a). The record is from RefSeq and is a predicted model, not a curated record. Gene Ontology annotation, biological process: immune response. The coding region runs from base 199 to 891 and encodes 230 amino acids. Lineage: Eukaryota; Metazoa; Chordata; Actinopteri; Perciformes; Eleginopidae. Gene Ontology annotation, molecular function: tumor necrosis factor receptor binding. Gene Ontology annotation, cellular component: membrane. The transcript is spliced from 4 exons.